This is a messenger RNA of Knipowitschia caucasica, 813 nucleotides long. The record is from the annotation of a GenBank genome assembly. Lineage: Eukaryota; Metazoa; Chordata; Actinopteri; Gobiiformes; Gobiidae.
AUGCAGAGGUCGGCCGUCCCCUCGGACGCCGUGCCCUCCGGCUGGGCCUGCGCUCCAUCAGGAGGUGGAGCAAAGACAAGUCCAGCUCCAGUCUGUCCCAGAACGAGUACCUCACCAGUCCGAUACCGGAAGAACGAGUCCCUCACCAGUCCGACCCGGAAGAAAGAGUACCUCACCAGUCCGACCCGGAAGAACGAGUCCCUCACUAGUCCGACCCGGAAGAACGAGUCCCUCACCAGUCCGACCCGGAAAGAGGGAUACUUCACCGACAGACUCGGCCUGAGACUCGGACUGAGACUCGGCCUGAGACUCGGCGUGAGACUCGGCCUGAGACUCGGCCUGAGACUCGGCCUGAGACUCGGCCUGAGACUCUGCCUGAGACUCGGCCUGAGACUCGGCCUGAGACUCGGCCUGAGACUCUGCCUGAGACUCGGCGUGAGACUCUGCCUGAGACUCGGCCUGAGACUCUGUGGAGCAAAGACCAGGCCAGGUGAGAACCCCAGGCCAAACCCCGGGCCAAACCUCAGCUCAAAUCCCAGGCUAAACCCCAACACAAAAGGGUCAUCUUCAUCCCAUUCUGCUUUGUGCAGCUCCAGUCCGUCCCAGAACGAGUACCCCACCAGUCAGCCCCGGAGGAACGAGUACCCCACCAGUUCAACCCGGAGGAACGAGUACUCCACCAGUCCGACCCGGAGGAACGAGUACCCCACCAGUCCGACCCGGAGGAACGAGUACCCCACCAGUCAGCCCCGGAGGAACGAGUACCCCACCAGUCCGACUCGGGGAGAGGCGUACUUCACUGACAGGUACUGA